Messenger RNA from Pseudo-nitzschia multistriata, 3185 nucleotides. NCBI's taxonomy places the organism in Eukaryota, Bacillariophyta, Bacillariophyceae, Bacillariales, Bacillariaceae. The record is from the annotation of a GenBank genome assembly.
CAAUAAUAAUACAAUACCACACUCUCGAUCAGUCCUCACAAAUUGCAUCCAUCGUUUCCAAACAAAAACAAAAUUGAAGCAAGUAAGUUAGUUAGUCAGUCAGUCAGUCAGUUAGUUACAGCGUAGUUUUUCUUCUUGGUGCAUAAAGCCAAUGGGUACAGCCUUGAAAAGCGCCGGUCCGAAAAGCAACACGCCCGUGGACGUUUUCCUUUUUGAGGGCUCUGCAUUGUAUUGGAAGGGACUGAUCCUCGGCUCUUUGGCUACUUGGCUACUUGGCUGGUUGAUUGGUUGAUUGGUUGAUUGGUUGGUUGAUUGGUUGAUUGGUUGAUUGAUUAAAUGAUUGAUGGAUUCCUAACACACUUUUACUUUGUGGCUUGGGUUCCGUUGCACUCGACUGUCUUGGUUGUAGAUCCAACAGAGAAAGAGAAAGACAAGAAUGGAAUCACCACUACUUAGCUGCAGCACCAAGAGUGUCAUUGCUGCCUUGCUUUGGCUUUCGUACAUGGCUGGUUACGCUGGCGCUGCUUCCGCCUCUAUGCACGUCCAUGCCCGCAACAACACCGGCAGCCACAACGAAAACAACUAUAGCCACCUGAGAAGCGCAAGCUCCCCGAACAACGCUCCCUCGCCCGCCGAUGACCAKGGCAGCAGCCAGCUAAACGAGCUCAAGGAAAUCGUCUUGUUCUUGUCCGAAAAGAUGGACGAUGCCGAUCUCCGAAUCAGAUCCCUGGAACAAAAGAUCAAGGGACAAGAAUCCGUCAUCGAAACCCUGAAGACGGAAGUGAGCGAGGCCACCAGCUUCCACCGAUCUCUKCARAGCARCAGCAACGACUGCGCGCCAAAGUUCCGCCUGACUCCCUUCGGUCCGCGCUGCGACUUCCAGUACGUGACGCGGUUCCAGAACAAGACCUUCUUCAACGACGACGCCGUCUUCAACGAAAACGUGGAGUUCGACUCGGAUUCGAACUGCAUGCCCGUCUUCAACUCGACGACCARGAUGUGCAGCUACAACAACAACAUCACCUUUUCCGACGGUGACAUCAACUUCGACCGCGACGUYCGGUUCAGCGACACGGUCAAGUUCGACGACAACGCCUCCUUCCGGGACCACGUCGAGAUGAGAAGCGACGUCGACUUCAACGGCAGCCGUGGAAAGGUGAAUUUCUACAAGGACGUCAAGUUCACCGAGGACGUCCUCAUGAAGAACGACGACCACGACAUCGAAUUGAGACUCGAGGACAAGGUCAAGGCUAGGUUCUACCAGGACAGAUCYAUCGAGAUAGAUACCCACACGAACUUCUACCAGGACGUGGAUAUGAAGAAGAACCUCGAAGUCGACGAAAAACUCCGAGUAAAGAAGAAGUCCACGCUCGAUGACCUGGAACUCUACGGCUACCUGUGGGUCGAUGGGUACACGAAACUGGAGAAUACACUGGAGGUAAAGAARCAGUGCACCAUGAAGGACAAGGUGAAGAUCGAAUCGGGAGGAUUGGAGGUCACCCAGCACGGAGCMUCGAUCAGCGGCACCACAAAACUGACCGGAAUACUCAACCUUUAUGGAAACGGAUUUGUCAACCAAGACUUUACCGUAGACCAAAAGUUCCAGGCYAGUUCGGUUCUGAUCCAGCCAACCAAUGCUCUUCAGAGAAAUCUUCAGUUCCAGCCCGCACCGKUGCCGGCACCGGCGCCCCUUUUGCAGGUGCGYGGCAACGCRAAGAUCAACGGCGAGCUCGUCGCAGACAAGAUMCGAAGCGACGACAUCAACGGAGACAUCGACGUCAUGGAUAUCUACAACAAGAUCAAGGUCGAAAUGCGAGACGAUACGGUGGUCUUUGGAGACGUGCGCAUCAAAARCAGCUUUAGCUCGGAACAGGUCCUUACCGGAACCCGCAUGAYGGACCAGAUGCGAUCCGCKAMCCUGAGGGUGGCGAAACUCRUCRCAAACGAAGCCGAGGUCGGUGGCCAAGACAUCUCGGGUUCCGGCGGUUCCAUGACUGGCAACGAAAUCGUCGAAAAACUCAAAGGAAAGUCUCUGGUAGACCUGUUGUCGGUCGAGAGCUUAACGAUGUCCGCCAACUCAGCUACUAUUGGCGGUAAGGAAAUUACACCAGAGGGUAUACCAGCCGAUCUCGAUGAUGUUGUGACAAGACUCCAGCUUUACGAAGGCGAGAUCACGCUUCCGUACUUGAGCGCACACCGCCUCAACAUGUACAAUAUUAUACAGCCACCGCCUGUGCAGAAUAUUAUUCCYGCGAAAAUCUUGGUCGACGGCGUCGAUGUUGCACUGCAAACCGAUAUCGAAGAACUCGACAGAAAGAUUGAUGCUCUCGACACUUCUUCUUCAGUCAGCGUAACGAACACAGGCAUGACACAGGAUGAAAUCGUCGGUGUCUUGGCUGGAGCAUCCCUUUCUUUGAACUCUUUGGAUGCCUCUUCCAUUUCGAAAUCUAGUGCGGAACUAGCAACCAUCGGCGAAGUGAACCAAAUGGUUAGCGAUGCCUAUGUCCCUAGGGACAGUGCUGCUACGUCUUGUACGUGCGAUAGCGCCUCGAUCGAAGACUCGAUUCUCUCCAAGAUUGACGCAAGUUAUGUCGAGGACCUGGGUUUCGUAACCAACACCGACAUUUCCGUGCUUGAUCUUGGUGGCGGUGGCGAUUGCACCUGCUCACAAAGCGACGUCCAAGCGUUCAUCGACCAGCCGUUCCUCGAAGCACUCGGUGUUUCCUUUGGCUCUGGUGAACCACAGGGCUGUGGGUGUGCGGCGGAAGACAUUCAGAACGCCGUUGAUGCCGGUUACAUCCAAGGUGUAUUGGACAACCUUGGUAUCUCGGGUGGUGGAGGAGASGCCACCUGCACGUGUUCAGCCGACGACGUCAGAGCCGUGGUGGACUACAAUUAUGUCUCCGAUCUUGGUUUCUCGGCCGAAGCGUCCGAGUGCACCUGCGAUGUCGAAGGAAUUGUCACGAAGGACUACAUUUCCGGUUUGGGCUUYCUUGACUCGUGUCCUUGUGAUGAUGUWUUCCAGUUCAAUCCUGAUGAGAGAUAAAUGGCAAUGAAGAGUGUUCGUAUAUUGGCUCUAUUUGGUAUGAAAUCUUCAUUUAAAGUUUCGUUUUGGGACUUACAAUCUAAACGUCGAUUCUCAAACGCGUUUGAAGACCGAGAGAGAAAACUUAUAUACAAUGUAG